UCUCGGCCGCCCGGCGGCGCCGCUCGGGACCUGCUCGGACGCUCGGCGGCCUGCGCGCCCGGGCCUCCAUGGCGUUCACCCGGAAGAGGCAGCGCGAGCAGCAGCUGCAGCUCUACUCCUCCAAGGAGAGGUUCUCCUUGCUGCUGCUCAAUUUGGAGGAGUACUACUUUGAGCAGCAUACGGCUUUCCACGUCCAGAGCCAGGACAGCCACGAGGAGAGGAAAACCAGAGGCUCCUUAAAGAUAUGUUCAAAAUCAGUGAUUUUUGAACCAGAUGCGAUCUCCCAGCCCAUCAUUAAGAUCCCUUUGAGAGACUGUUUGAAAAUAGGAAAACGUGCAGAAAAUGGAGCCAACAGACACCUUACAAAGGCAAAAUCUUCAGGUAUUUCACUCAUUUUCAGACAGGUGUACUUCAUUAAAGAACACAACAUUGUGGCGCCAUAUAAGAUAGAACGGGGAAAGAUGGAGUAUGCCUUUGAACUGGAGGUUUCUGGGAAGGUGGAGGAUGUUGUGGAGACGCUGCUUCAGCUGCACAGAGCAUCCUGUCUUGAUAAACUUGGUGACCAAACGGCCAUGAUAACAGCUAUCUUGCAGUCACGUUUGGCUAGGACAUCAUUUGACAAAAACAGGUUCCAAAAUGUUUCUGAGAAGCUGCAUAUGGAGUGCAAAGCUGAGAUGGUGACGCCUCUGGUAACGAAUCCGGGACACGUGUGCAUCACAGACACCAACCUGUACUUCCAGCCUCUCAACGGACACCCGAAACCUGUGGUCCAGAUAACACUCCAAGACAUCCGGCGCAUUUACAAAAGGAGGCACGGCCUCAUGCCUUUGGGCUUGGAAGUGUUUUGCACGGAAGAUGACCUGUGUUCCGACAUAUACCUAAAGUUCUAUGAACCUCAAGACAGAGACGACCUCUAUUUCUACAUCGCCACAUACCUAGAGAACCACGCCACCGAGCACACUGCAGAGAGCUACAUGCUGCAGUGGCAGCGAGGGCACCUUUCCAACUACCAGUACCUGCUCCACCUCAACAACCUGGCCGACCGCAGCUGCAAUGACCUCUCCCAGUACCCCGUGUUUCCGUGGAUAAUAAAUGACUACUCCAGCCCAGAGUUAGAUCUGUCGAAUCCUGAAACCUUCCGAGAUCUUAGUAAGCCAGUGGGCGCCUUAAAUCAGGAACGGCUGGAGAGACUGCUGACGCGAUACAAGGAAAUGCCCGAGCCGAAGUUCAUGUAUGGGAGCCACUACUCCUCGCCGGGCUAUGUGCUCUUCUACCUCGUCAGGAUUGCACCGGAGUAUAUGCUGUGUCUACAGAAUGGAAGAUUUGAUAAUGCAGAUAGGAUGUUCAACAGUAUUGCAGAAACCUGGAAAAACUGUUUGGAUGGCGCAACGGAUUUUAAAGAGUUGAUCCCGGAAUUUUAUGACGAAGACGUCAGCUUUUUAGUCAAUAGUCUGAAGCUGGAUCUGGGAAAGAGACAAGGAGGGCAGAUGGUUGAUGACGUGGAGCUCCCAGCAUGGGCCUCAGGUCCCCAGGACUUCCUCCAGAAGAACAAGGCUGCCUUGGAAAGCAGUUAUGUCUCUGAGCACCUUCACGAGUGGAUUGAUCUCAUAUUUGGCUAUAAGCAAAAAGGGAGUGAGGCUGUAGGAGCCCACAACGUAUUUCAUCCCCUGACCUAUGAAGGUGGUGUAGACUUAAACAGCAUUGAGGAUCCUGAUGAGAAAGUAGCCAUGCUGACCCAAAUUUUGGAAUUUGGGCAGACACCAAAACAGUUGUUUGUGACACCGCAUCCUCGAAGGAUCACCCCCAAGUUCAAAAGUGUGUCCCAAGCCUCCAGCUAUAAUGCGUCUGUGACAGAUUCCCCAGUCUCUCCAGGGGAGGAGUCAUUUGAAGACCUGACCGAGGAAAGUAGAAGCCUGGCCUGGAAUAACAUCACCAAGUUGCAGCUGCAUGAACAGUACAAAAUCCACAAAGAGGCAGUUACAGGGAUAGCAGUGUCUUGCAAUGGGUCUUCAGUCUUUACCACAUCACAAGAUUCCACUCUGAAGAUGUUUUCUAAGGAAUCCAAAAUGCUACAAAGAAGCAUAUCAUUUUCAAAUAUGGCUCUAUCAUCUUGUUUACUUUUGCCAGGAGACACCACUGUCAUAAGUUCUUCCUGGGAUAACAAUGUCUAUUUUUAUUCCAUAGCAUUUGGAAGACGUCAGGACACAUUGAUGGGACAUGAUGAUGCUGUCAGCAAGAUCUGUUGGCAUAACGACAGGCUGUAUUCUGCAUCGUGGGACUCUACCGUAAAGGUGUGGUCCGGUGUUCCUGCAGAAAUGCCAGGCACUAAAAGACACCAGUUUGACUUGCUGGCCGAGCUGGAACAUGAUGUCAGUGUUGAUACCAUCAAUUUAAAUACUGUAAGCACACUGUUAGUUUCUGGCACCAAAGAAGGUAUGGUGAAUAUUUGGGACCUCACUACGGCCACCUUAUUACACCAGAUUUCAUGCCAUUCAGGGACAGUAUGUGAUGCUGCUUUUAGCCCAGAUAGUCGCCACGUCCUCAGCACGGGAGUAGACGGCUGUCUAAACGUGAUUGAUGUGCAGACGGGCAUGCUCAUCUCAUCCAUGGCCUCGGAGGAGCCACAGAGGUGCUUUGUCUGGGAUGGAAAUUCUGUCUUAUCUGGAAGUCGGUCUGGUGAGCUGCUUGUUUGGGACCUCCUUGGAGCAAAAAUCAGUGAGCGGAUACAGGGCCACACAGGUGCCGUGACAUGCAUAUGGAUGAACGAACAGUGCAGCAGCGUCAUCACGGGAGGGGAAGACAGGCAGAUUAUGUUCUGGAAACUGCAGUAUUAAGUGCCUUUUCCUCGCUGUUGAGUUCACGUCUAUUUAAUGUGAACUGGCGAAUGUGCAAUGACAGUACUUUAACUACAUGAAGAAUUUGUGGUUUCAGCUUCCUAAAUCAUGAUGACUUCAUUCAAAGCCAUUUGUUGUCAUCCAUUAAGGCAGAUAAAUAUAUGGCGGUGUUAGGGGCAAGAACAUUCUUUUGAAGACAGGACUGUCACCUGUGAUGAAGGUUACAAGACUGUACCCGGUGGCAGAGGAUAAGAACUACCCAUCCAACUGAGGAAACCGCAGGCAGCACUGGCCAGCCCAGUUCUCCGAGAGAAAGAAGCCUCUGACCCAAGUGCCCAGUUGUCACCAGGGUCUUCAGUGUGUUUUCAUGGAUUGCUGCCCUCUGCAGUGCUGUGCGCUCAGAUUCUAAGAAUCUGGGGGAGGAAUAUACUGUGUAUAGUAACGGUUUAUAUUUCAUUACGCUACUAAAUGUUCAUCUUUUCUACAUUAAAUUUUUUUCUGUAAUGAAAGCACUCUUCCUUUUCUUA
Messenger RNA from Microtus oregoni (creeping vole), 3361 nucleotides. RefSeq names its product neutral sphingomyelinase activation associated factor (gene Nsmaf). Bases 69 to 2834 code for a protein of 921 amino acids. The record is from RefSeq and is a predicted model, not a curated record. The transcript has 31 exons. Gene Ontology annotation, molecular function: protein binding. Lineage: Eukaryota; Metazoa; Chordata; Mammalia; Rodentia; Cricetidae.